Molecule: messenger RNA, 3126 nt
Organism: Drosophila santomea
Lineage: Eukaryota; Metazoa; Arthropoda; Insecta; Diptera; Drosophilidae
Exons: 2
Coding region: 238-2961 (907 amino acids)
Source: RefSeq, a predicted model, not a curated record
GCAAGUUAGAGAGUUUGGAAAACUAGGUCGAUCAGAACGUUCAUGCAAAAACUAUCAACAGAAAUCUUACUCAGACCCGUUCUUAUAAGUUUUGAUUUUGGAAAAAACGUUCAGUGCAAAAUUCAAUCCUUGAAAAAACAAAAAACUAAGAAAACCACUGAGUUAUAGAUGCAAUUUCCGUGAAAAAAGGUAAAACAUACCCAUACACUUGACAGAAGCAACUGAAGCUGAAGGAACAUGAACUACCAAGAUAUGUACGGAAGCCAUGGAUUCGAUUCCCAAUCCGCUGGUCGAGGCAGCAACUUUGAGUUUCGGUUCUCUGGACCGGAAUCCAUUCCGAAUGCGGUGAGGCGUUACAAUGCAUUGCGAGGUGCGGAAUUGGCGCAGAUGAAGCGGCAGCGGGAAAUGGGCAGAUCCCAUGUGCCCAGCAUGCCGCGUUUCUGCAAGGUACGUCGUCCUGGUCAGGAUGUGACCAGCAUGGUGACCUCACGCGAUCUGGACGUGGUCACCCAGCUGUCCCUCGAUUCCGAGUCCAUCUACAAUGACGAUGAUAAUGAUGAUGAUGGUGAUGAUGAUGAUGAUGAUGGUGAGGAUGAUGAUGAUGAUGAUGAUGAUGAUGAGAAUGAUGAUGAUGAGAAUGAUGAUGAUGAGAAUGAUGAUGAUGAGCAUGAUGAGGAGGAGGAGUAUGAUGGCAGUGAGUUAAACGACCUGCCAAGUAACAAAUACCAAGCACAACAGUCUCCACGUCUUUGCGGUGGUUCCGAAUCACCGAAAGUUGCCAAGAAGAAACUCAGAAGCCGUAAGAAGCAGCUGGCCACGAGCCGAAGAAGGAAUCAUCAUGUGGAGGCGAUGCAGCAGGAUCACACCUACGAGAGAUUGGAGGAACUGCAUCGUGAGGUGUGUGCGGAGCUGCAGAGCAUGGGCGAGUCGUCGCCAGUUAGUCCCGAUGCCACGCCGCGUCCCAAAGUGCUGGCCAAGCAGCGAAGGAUUUGGGCCAAGAAGCAGAGGACGGCACUGGAGAAUAGUUCGCCGGCGCGAAUGGGUCAAGUAUCCUACGAGGACUAUCAUAAGCCGCAGCCCAAGUGGGCGGACAUCCUGCCCUCGGAGAUGGCAUCGCAGGCGAUCAAGGUGAACGUCUGCCAGGCGCAAAAUGCCACUUCCCUGUCGGCCUACGAGUUCAUGGAGCAACAUGGCACCGUGGAGCCAGAGCCAGUGAUGCCCUUCUUCCUCGAGGACAGCGACCUGGAGCACGAGUAUGUCGAUCGUCCGGGCUACAUGCGCUACGUGGAGUCCAAGCCGGAGUACACCACCAGUGAUUCGGAGCGGGAUAAUCAGGUGGAGCAGCCCAUGCAGCCGGUUUUUGUGGAGAUGGAGAGGCGACCCCAUCGGCUCAGCUUGCUCAAGAGUCUCUCGCCCAUGAGAUACACCUCGCAGCGGUCGGAGGAGACGCUACGUAUCCAGGAGCAGAAAAACCAGUUGCAACCCUUGGAGCUGCCCAAGCCACCACAGUCCAGGCGGGGCAACCAAAGGCAGGCGGCAGUGGAUGCUGCUCCAAAGAGUAGUAGGCCACGCCGAACUAAUGUCAUGGCGAGUGCCGCGGGAAGUCACAGGAAUCCGGCCAAUCCAAGGACACGACGCAGCUCUGCCGUGCCACAGAGCUCACCACAACCCCCCAAUGCACCUAAUCCCCCAAAUCCCCUCAAGGAGAUCGUAACCACACCGGAAAGGCUGAGCAGACGGCGCAAACCGAAACCCAUGGUGGUGUACAGCAAAUCGCUGGAGGAUCUGAAGAUUGAAAAGCUGGCCAUCUACAACAAGAUCACGCUGACGCAAGAGCGUAUCAUCAACGCACUGGACAAGCUGCAGACCAGUCUGCUCCACCUCCAGGUGCCCCAUUGCAGUGCCCAGGAGCGGCAGAAGCGCCAGCGCAAUGCCUUCGAAUUCUGCGUGCGCUUCUCGAGGAACUUCCUCUACCCAUUGAAGGGAAUGAUCGACGAUGUGCGCUACACCACGGUGGCCAGCUUCCAUAGUGCCCACUCCAAUGAGGCCUGCCAGCGGGUCGUCUGUGUCUACGGCCUGAUGCAGCAGUCCAUCCAGACGUACCAACGGCAACUGCGCUACUUCCUGCUGGAGAAGGUGCCCCAGAAGUUGAGCGCACUCAUUGAGAUGAUCUACACGAUGACCAAUUGCUGUUUGGACAAGGGCAUGCUGGAUCGCCAGGAUCCGGUGGUGGAGUGCCUGCAGGAACGCUGCACACGAUUCCUCAGCUUCAUCGAGGACAUGCAGGAGGAGCGCUUCAAGUUGGCCCGCGAGGCGAUGCGGCGUCUGCGCAAGACUCAUCCACUGGGCAACCAGAGUGCUCGCAAGCAUGGCAGCAAGAAGAAGUCCUCGCAUCCACCGCGUGCACCCACUCAGCCGAGGCAGGAGAAGAUGCGUUCGCACGAGCGGUACGAUCUCAAGAUGUGCCUGAAUGACCUGAAGCUCUACGAGCCGCGUCUGGUGCCCAAGGAGCGUCCGCCGGCGGAGAAGCAGCGACCACCACGGCUGCGUCGUCCAAGGAACACUCCAAAUGCAACCAACACUCCGGGGAAUCCAGCAAAUCCGGCUGAGAAUGUUAAUGGGCAGCUGGAACAACAGCCCGCUGAUAUGGAGGCGCCAUCUCUGGGAGCCGACGAUAUGCAAACCCAGAUGCAGAUGACCGCCGAUGGUGGCACCAGCAGUUCACUGAGCCUGCUGCCCACUUUGGGUUAUGGAGGUCAGCGCUUCGGUUACGGGAAUGUCCAGCCGGAGAGCGCAAGGUCAGCGCCGCGGGAGGAGCAACUGCAUCGCGUGUUGCUGGAUGCCCUGCACCUGGUGUCCCGUUCGCAGGUGAAACAGGUGCUGGAUCCACUCAUACGAUCGCUGGGCGUCAUCCUGGCUGAGAAGAGCGCCCAGGGCGGAGGUGUCCACCAGGAGCGGUAGAUAUUCUGUGCAUCAAUCAAAGCACCUAUUCAUCCAUCUAAAUUGUUGAUUUGCCAAAUUGUUAAACUAUUACUCACUAGUUUAAAUACUAUUCAUCGAUCAAAUGCCAAAUUGUUAAGUAUUCAUUCGUAGUGCGAAUAAAAUGCCAACUUUGAACGAAUUAAA